AUGGACUGGAGGCAGCAAAACCGGGACUACGCCGCGGGAGGGAUAGAGACAGGACAGAUAGAAAGAGCGGCGGCAGAAUCGGUCUCAGCUGGGAAGCCGGGCAUCCCACGUCCCGUGGCCAACCAGGACCAGCUUACUGGCCGCGGUGUCCAAUGGGGGUCCUGGUCUCGCACCCCCCUACGUCUGGGGUUUGGCUGCUGGUUUUUUGCCUUUGGGUUCCUGGAGCCACCACAUCGACUACCCCUAGAAGCCGGGCGGAGUCUCCGCCUGCUGGGACUUCAGAGCGCAGUGUAUAACACAGGCCCAGAGAGAGACAACAUUUGCCGUACUUGGGGACAGCACCAUGUUGAAACGUUUGAUGGCCUCUAUUACUAUUUCUCUGGGAGAGCCAGCUACACUUUGGUGGGACAGUAUGAGCCUGGUGAACAGAGCUUCUCCAUCCAGGUUCACAACUACCCAGAAUGCAGCUCUUUCCCCUACAGCUGCCCACGGUCUGUCAGCCUCUUCUUUGCAGGAGAAGAUGAGAUUCGCCUGAGCAGGAAUGUCACCCAUGGGGGUUUGGGGGUCCAGCUGCCUCACAUUACAGGGAACCUGCGACUCCAGCAGAUGGCUGGCUAUAUCAUUGUGCGGCACCAGUCUGCUUUUACACUGGCUUGGGAUGGUGAGUCAGCUGUCUACAUCAAGAUGAGUCCCGAAUACCUAGGCAAGACUCAUGGAUUGUGUGGGAACAACAAUGCUGACCCCCAGGAUGACCUGAAGACCAGUUUUGGAAAACUGACAGAGGAUGUGGCCGAAUUUGUGAAUAGCUGGCAGGAAGAUCCCCCGGAUGAAACUCCUGGACCAAAUGUCUCAUUCCCAUCCCGUCCUCCAUGCUUUCAUCAGAGCCCAGCUGCCAUGCAGGGAGUGUAUGAGAUGUGUGAGGCAUUGACGAAGCACCCAUUUGACUCCUGCCAUGACUAUGUCAGCCCUUUGCCCUUCAUGGCCAGCUGCACUAGUGACCUUUGCCUGUCAACAUCUGAGGAUGCCACAUGGUGUCGGGCAUUGACAGAAUAUGCCCGGGCAUGUGCCCAUGCUGGGCGCCCCUUGCAGGACUGGAGAGUCAAGUUUCCACUGUGUGCUGUGACCUGCAAGGAGGAGGCCUUCACUUACAAUGAAUGUAUUAACUGCUGUCCUGUAUCUUGCCAGCCCAGAACCCCUUGCAUUGACAGUGAGAUUGCCUGUGUGGAUGGCUGCUACUGCCCGGAGGGUCUAAUCUUUGAAGAUGGAGGUUGCAUGGAACCUGCAGAGUGUCCCUGUGAAUUCCAUGGGAAUCUGUACCCAACAGGCUCUGUGGUGAAUGAUGAUUGCAACACAUGCACAUGCAGAGGGGGCAAAUGGAUGUGCAAUGCUUCAGCCUGCCCAGCGGAAUGCUCUGUGACCGGAGACAUCCAUUUCACAACUUUUGAUGGCCGCCGAUACACGUUUCCUGCCACAUGCCAGUACAUCUUAGCCAAGAGCCGCUCUUCAGGCACCUUUACAGUGACAAUACAGAAUGCCCCAUGUGGCCUGAACCAGGAUGGAGCCUGCAUCCAGUCAGUGACUGUAAUUCUGAACCAGACACCUCGGAGACAGGUGACCUUGACUCAGGCAGGAGAUGUCCUCAUGUCUGGUCAGUACAAGGUCACCCUGCCUUACACAGAUGAUGCCUUUGAGAUCCGGAAGCUGUCAUCUGUGUUUCUGCGUGUGCGGACUUCUGUUGGGGUGCGGGUGCUGUAUGACCGGGAGGGGCUACGUCUCUAUCUCCAGGUGGAUCAGCGAUGGAAGGAUGACACCGUGGGGCUCUGUGGGACCUUCAAUGGGAACAUGCAGGAUGACUUCUUGUCCCCUGUAGGUGUUCCAGAGAGCACUCCACAGCUCUUUGGCAAUUCCUGGAAAACACUAUCAACCUGUUCCCCAGGCAUCUUCAGUGCCCCUCUGGACCCCUGUGAUGUACACCUGCAGGCUGCAUCAUAUGCAGCAGAGGCAUGCAGUGUCCUCGCCAAGGAUCUUUUUGCCCCCUGUGCCCUUUAUCUGAGUCCGGUCCCCUACUAUGAGCAGUGUAGAAGGGAUGCCUGCAGGUGUGGACACAUGUGCAUGUGCUCCACGCUGGCCCAUUACACUCACCUGUGUCGACGCCAUGGAGUUACCAUUGACUUUCGUACCCAACUCCCAGACUGUGCUCUGUCCUGUGAGGCCACUAAGGAAUAUAGUCCCUGUGUGGCAACCUGUGGGCAGACCUGCCAAGCCUUGGCAAUGUCAGAAAGCUGUAGUGAUGAAGAGGACCACUGUGUAGAAGGCUGUGCCUGCCCCGUUGAUACCUACCUGGACAGCAAGGCAGAGAGAUGUGUCCCCAGGAGCAAGUGCCCCUGCUAUUUCCAAGGAGUUGAUUAUCCCCCUGGAGAAAACAACAUUCCAUCUCUGGGCCAUUGUCACUGCAUAGAUGGAGUCAUGAGCUGUGACAGCAGGGCACCAGUGUCUGCCUGCCCUCUGGGUCAGGUCUUUGUGAACUGUACUGAUCCCCAUGCUGACCUAGCACUGAACAGAGAGAGGACAUGUGAGCACCAGCUGUUGAACCUGACUGUGCCUGCCCAUGGACCAUGUGUCUCAGGCUGUACUUGCCCCCAAGGGCUGGUGAAACAUGGGGAUGAGUGCUUUGUGCCAGAUGAGUGCCCAUGCUCCUGGAAGGGGAAGGAAUAUUUCCCUGGAGACAUGGUCAAUUCUUCCUGCCAUACCUGUGUGUGUCAACAUGGCUCCUUUCAAUGUACUUUCCACCCCUGCCCUGCCACCUGUACCGCUUAUGGUGAUCGACACUAUCGGACAUUUGAUGGGCUCCCAUUUGACUUUGUGGGGACCUGUAAAGUACAUCUGGUGAAGAGUACAUCAAAUUUUAGUUUUUCUGUCAUUAUGGAAAACAUCAACUGCUAUAACAGUGGAAUCACCUGCAGGAAAUUUAUUUCCAUCAACGUUGGGAACUCUCUCCUCGUGUUUGAUGAUGACACAGGCUUUCCUAGUCCUGUGAGCUUCCUAGAUGAAAAUCAGGAGAUACACAUGUGGCAAGUGGGAUUUUUCACACUGGUGCAUUUUCCUCAUGAACACAUCACUCUCCUCUGGGAUCAACGGACCACGGUGCACGUGCAGAUGGGACCUCAGUGGCAGGGGAUGCUGACUGGACUCUGUGGGAACUUUGACUUGAAAACAGUCAAUGAGAUGAGGACGCCAGAGAACUUGGAGUUAACAAAUCCACAGGAGUUUGGCAGCAGUUGGGCUGCAAUGGAGUGCUCAGACAGCUCUGAUCCUCGCGACCCAUGUAGCUUGAACCCACUGAGGGAGCCAUUUGCUAAGAAGGAGUGUAGCAUUCUGCUGAGUGAAGUGUUUGAAAACUGCCACCCUGUGGUGGAUGUCACCUGGUUUUAUUCCAAUUGCUUGACAGACACAUGUGGCUGUAGUCGAGGGGGAGACUGCGAAUGCCUGUGUACAAGCUUAUCUGCCUAUGCCCACCAGUGCUGCCAGCAUGGAGUUGCCAUUGAUUGGCGCUCUCCCCGCCUUUGCCCUUACGACUGUGACUAUUUUAACAAAGCUUUAGGCAAGGGACCCUAUCAACUGGUCAGCUAUGUGGCUGGUGGCUCCAGAGUGACGGUGAGGCAGGCGAAUGGCGCUGUAGUCCUGGCACUCCAUGAGAACGUGGGCUCCGAAGACACCAUCAACUUCUUGCUCACCCCUUCAGUGUACAAGCCGAAGGCUCGGGACUCUGACUUGGUGUCUUUCGAGUCUGCCGACAGACCCAAUUACUUCCUCCAUGUGUCUGCCAAUGGGUCUCUGUCCCUGGCCAAGUGGGAGCAGAGUGAAGGGUUCCAGAAGCGAGCCACAUUCGUCAUCCAUCGCAGCACCUGGCUCCCUGGCUACGAUGCCCUGGAGUCCUUCGGAGAGCCUGGCUCCUUCGUCAGGCUCUCCGGCCCGGCGCCCCUCCUGCAGAGGUACCAGCACACAGAGGAGUUCCGGCUUGCCACUCUGCUGAAGCUCGUAGAUACCAGGUCACUAGGCACUGCCUACCCCACCUGUGAGUGGCGCUAUGAUGCCUGUGCCAGCCCAUGCUUCCGAACAUGCCGGGAUCCCCAAGGAGCCAAAUGCUGGGAGGUCCCCAGGGUUGAAGGCUGUGUCCCUGUUUGUCCCAUCCCCAUGGUCCUUGACGAAGUCACCCAGAAGUGUGUCUACUUGGAGGAUUGCACUGAGUCUGCAUCUGCUCUUCCCAGCAUGAGGACCCAGGCUCCUGACCAAGACCUGAUCUCCCCAGAGGAAUCUCGAACCCCUAUCAUAUCUCCAGCCAUGGCGGGGCCCAGGGCACCUACCAGCCCACCAGCUCUGAACAUGACUACUUUAUCCAUGGCCCACCCAUCACCCCUGGACACAGUUGUUACCCCCAUUACAACCUCAAGCUUACAGGCAACCACCAAGGAAGAAGAAGAACCAAGACUUGGGUCUACAUUGGGAGGUACCAGACAGCCUCCCCCAAAGAGGCCCACAAUUGUAGACUUAUCUACAGUAGUUCCAGCUGAAGUAUGGCAGCCCUCUGGCUCUACUGGCUCCCUCCCAACUCCAGAAGCUCCCUCUUCUUCCAUUCCCCCACCCAGGUUGCCAGUGCCUACUGUUGGGACAGCCACCAUGAAAACUGCUCAAGCAUCCGUGACCUUCACAGGGCACCCAAAUACUACGAUGUUCAUGUUGUCUCCCACAAUUCCCAGUUUCCAUCUAAUGACCAAAGCUGUGAGCAUUUCUACAUCAAGCCCCUCACUGAUAAGGACAACACUGCUGCAAGCAGGUUCAAGGCCUUCCCCCAGUCUGGUGGUCUCUGAGAGCCUCCCUUCCACAACUAUAACAACUGAGGUUCCGCCAGUGGGGCUCCCACCCUCUGCAGGGUUCCAGGAACCAUUGCUGAUAACCCUGACAACAGGGGAAGGGAACAGGACAGAGCUCCCUAGAGUCCCCUUGGCUGAGGGUACAACAAGUUCCAGCAGUUCUCCUCCAUCUAUAGGCAAGACCUCUGCAGGCCAGGUUGAUAUCAGCACCUUUGUGACCACAAAAACAGAAGUGGCACAAGCCACAGGGCAAGUGGAGACUAGCCACGCCACAGCUACAACCCUUUCCACUUCCCCAGUCAGGAGCCGGUUUUCCACCACCCACAUCAUCCAUCCGCCUUUGGGUGCAGCUCUCUCGGUGACUGAAGCCACCAGUCCCAUGACCCUGACUCCCUCUCCCCUGGCUACAUCAAGGACACCUGCUACACACUCACCAGCAUCUGUGCCUUCUCUGGUUUCUAAAUCAACUCUGUCAUCCCUGCUGUCAGAUACCAGCAUGCCUGUGGUCCAGGCAGGGACACCACUGAGCACCCAGGAAAUUAGCCAUCUUUCAUCAGUUUCAUCCCACCCUCCUUCAUGGACCUUGGUCUCCAGUCGCCCUGCCCCCAAAGGAUCUGGGGUUUUCACCCUGUCCCCAGGGAAGGACACACAGUUGUCCGUGUCUGUAGCUACUUCCCUGUCCCCUGUGACUUUCCACCCUACCCUUCCUCCAACCUCAGUGGGCUUGGCGCAAGUUCACACAACCAGGCAAGAUGUCCCUCUGACUAUGGUCACAGCCCCAGCUUUACUGGGGCUCACCACCUCUCCCCUGCAGUCAGAAGCCACAGCCUUGUCUUCAGCCCAUGAGGCAUUUGUGCAAGGGGCAUCAGGGCCACCGGGCAAGAGCACCACUGAAAAGGGAGCCAUCCUGUCCAAGCAAGUGCCCCUCCCUACCACUGUAGACAGCACCUCCUCUCGGGCUGUCACUGAGCUGUCCACAGCACCUCUUUACCCAGUGACUCCAAAGACGAAGGCAAAAGGUGCUGGGGCCACAGCCAUGCCACGUUUGUCCACAUCCUUUCCCUUUGGCCCUCUAGCUACCAACAUGACGCGGAUAUCUUCUUCAGCACAAACCACUGUGACCUCAUACUUCCCAUCUUCUAUGGCCCAGACUAGUGCCUCUGGGAUGACCCUAGGGCUCCAGCUUCCAGAAGAGUCUGCCGAGGAGGACACGACAGGACAGCCUGGGCGGUCAGCUCCAGUUGGAGGCGUCUCCGUGUUACCUACCUCAGUCUUGAUGUCAAUGAGAGAAUCUUCUACAUUCCCAGCAUGUGUGCCCGUCAUAGAAAGUGAGUGUGUCAGACAUAUCUGUGUAGAGGGAGAACUGAUCCGAGUUAACCAGACCCAGCAGUGCCCGUACAGUGCUUCACCCCCUCCUUGUGGGGUUCUGGGUCUUUCUGUGCGUGCCAACGGAGACCAAUGCUGCACCCGCUGGGAAUGUGCCUGUCGAUGUUCCAUAUUUCCUGACUUGAGCUUGGUGACCUUUGAUGGGAGCUACGUGGCCCUUUUUAAAGAAGCCUCCUACAUUGUCAGUCAGCGCCCAGAGGAGAUGGUCACUGUUCUUGUCCUUGACUGCAAAAGUGCAAACCUGGGUCACUUGAACUGGCCUCCUUUCUGCCCAGUGAUGCUGAAUGUGACCAAUCUAGCCCACCAAAUGACGAUUGAUCGACUCAAUAGGACGGUAACUCUCAACUCGAGACCCAUCUGGCCACCAAUAAGCCAACAUGGUUUUAAGAUUGAGGACACAGGGAACAUGUAUGUGAUCCGUACCCCCUCACAAAUCCAAAUCCAGUGGUUCCACAGCUCAGGGCUUAUGAUUGUGGAGUCCAGAAAAACUGAAGAAUCUGUUGGUGGGGGUCUAUGUGGUAUCUGUGAUGGUGAUGUGGCCAACGAUCUCACCCUACCUGAUGGCACUGUGGUGGAGGAAAAUGAAGACCCUACUCCCUUUCUGGAUAGUUGGCAGUUGCCCAGCACCCUGACAUCGGUGGGCCAAUUCCGCUUCCGUGAGGACACGUGUGCCACUGCGGAUUGCUCUCCUUGUAUUCGCAUGGUCUCCAACCGCACAUUUAGUAGCUGCCAUGCCUUUGUAACCCCAGAAUCAUUCUGUGAGCUAUGGAUCAGAGACACCAAAUAUGUCCAGCAGCCCUGUGUGGCACUGACUGUCUAUGUGGCUAUGUGUCACAAAUUCAAUGUGUGCAUUGAGUGGCGGCGCUCUGACUACUGCCCCUUUUUAUGUCCUGGAGAUUCUACAUAUCAAGCAUGUGUGGCAGUCUGUGACAUUCCCAAGACGUGCCAGGAUGGGUGGCGGGAACCCCCUGACCCAGAGUUCUGUUCAGUGCUUGGAGAAGGCUGUGUGUGCCCUGAGGGCACUGUCUUGCACAGACUCCAUUCUCCACUCUGCAUCCCUGAGGAGAAAUGUGCAUGUACAGACAGUGUGGGUGUGCCCCGAGCCGUGGGUGAGAUCUGGAACAGCUCACUCAGUGGCUGCUGCCAGGACCAGUGUGUGGCUUACAACACCAUCAUCCCUGUGGAUCUUGGCUGCCCUGAAACCCUGUCUGGUGGGUGCCAACGCUUUGGGGAAGUGGCCCUCAUGAUACCUACUGAAGACCCCUGCUGCCUGAGCACAAUCUGUGUGUGUAACCAGACACUGUGUGAGGGGAUGACUCCCACUUGCCCUCCCGGGGAUAGGCUGCUCAUGCACUACCAGGAGGAAUCCUGCUGCCCCAGCUAUACCUGUGAAUGUGACCCAGAGCAGUGUGAGGCUCAGCCCGAUCCUCAGUGUCGCCAGGACCAGAUGCUGAUUGCCGGCCGGCUUGGAGACACUUGCUGCAUCUCCUACUUCUGUGGCUGUGACACUUGUCCGGACCCCAUCCCCACGUGUCAGGAAGGAGAGGUGCUCACAGUGGACAGCGACACUGCAGAGCUCUGUUGCCCACUCUAUCUGUGUGAAUGCCAGCUCUUCCGCUGUCCCCAAUUACAGUGUGGCUUAGGUAUGUCCCUGGUGGAAGUGUGGAGCCCUGAUCGAUGUUGCCCAUAUCGGUCAUGCGAAUGUGACUGUGACACCAUCCCUGUACCUAAGUGCCACCUGUGGGAACUACAGCAGCUUGAUACAGAGUUCAUGCAGAGUGCUGAGAACGUGUGCGAUUGUGUCAAGUACAUUUGUGUGAAGGCUCCUGUUUGCCUGAGCCAGGAACGUGGGGUCCUGCAGCCUGGCCAGAAGGUGGUGGAGCUCUCAGCUGAUGGUGUCUGCAAUACCUCCCACUGCACUGAUGUCCUUGAUCCCCAUACCAACUUCUACCAGAUCAACACAACAUCUGUCCUCUGUGAUGUGCAGUGUGAGGCUAACCAGGAGUACCAGCCUCCCCAGGACUUGGCCACCUGCUGUGGUUCCUGCAAAAAUGUGUCCUGCCUCUUUAUGCUUCCCAAUGGCACUGAGGUCAUAUUUCUGCCUGGAGCAUCUUGGAUCUCUGACUGUGCUCGUCAUGAAUGCAGCAAUACAGCUCUCGGCGCAGUCCUGGUUGUGUCUCCCAUCACCUGCCCACCCCUCAAUGAGACUGAAUGUGGGAAGGUGGGGGGCUCUGUGGUACCUUCUGUGGAGGGAUGCUGCAAGACAUGUAAGGAGGAUGGGAGGUCCUGUAAGAAGGUGACUGUCCGAAUGACCAUCCGGAAGAGCGACUGCCGAAGCAACACGCCCGUGAACAUUGUGAGCUGUGAUGGGAAGUGCCCCUCUGCAAGCAUCUACAACUACAACAUCAACACGUAUGCUCGUUUCUGUAAGUGCUGCCGGGAGAUGGGCUUGCAACGGCGCUCGGUGCAGCUCUUUUGUACAGGAAAUACCUCCUGGGUGCCUUACACCAUCCAGGAGCCCACAGACUGUGCCUGCCAGUGGUUCUGAGACCUUUCUUCUGAGGAAGAGCUGGCGAGUGGCCCUUCUCCUCCCUCUUCUUCCAACUUCCUUGAUCCUUUGAGAGUCAGAGGGAGGUUUUCCUGACUCCUGCCCCUUCCUUGCACCCUUGUAGGGUGAGGGCUGGGGGGAAUUUUAACCCCAUGCCUCCCAGAUUCAUAGGAACCCCUGGCCAUGGAGAACUUGGCAGCAAAUGUGCUCUAGGGGUCAGGAAAGCCCAUCUCAGACUGGGAGCAGAGUUAUCGCAGAAAGGUCUUUCCUUCCCUGCCUCCUGCCAGAGAUAUCGUCUUGUACAGUUCGACUACAGAUUGGGGCAGAGGCAAGGGGAUGGAUCCCACUCUUGGAGCACCAGAAGACCCCCAGCUCACUCUUGUUAGAGCUAGACAUAAUAAAGAAGCUGGGAAAUUGGCCACCUCUGGCACUUUGCCCUUUUGACCAAACAUGGAUGACAGGAUUCCUUUGGGGCAUGAAGGCUUUAGUUUAUCCGUUAACAUCUUAGUUAUGAGAACAAAGUAGGGUUAGCCGUAUCAAAUGGUCCAGGGAGGUUGAAAAGUGGUAGGAGAGGAAGCUUCUGUCCUUGGAGGGGUCCUUCAAGGACAGGAUACCUGCUGGCUGAGUUGAUUAAAUGGUCCAGAACUCCUUUCAUCUUGAGGAAAUCCUGCCUGAUUCUCAGUGAUGGGCAUUUUGUCUAGGGAAGAUUUCAAGACUAGGCAUGUAUAAGUUAUUUACCAGGUAGAGCCCUCCCUGAUGCAUCAUAGCCUGGUAGAAGCUGGUGGCCUUCUUCAUGGUUUCAUGGGGGUAGUUUAAUGAGAGAAAGAAGUGAUUUAUCCUUCAGGGACUCCAAAUUAGACUAGAAUUAUCUAACUCAAAAGCAGCUCAUCACCCUCAGAGGCAAUUUUUCUCCUUCAUGAUGCCUCAGAAUGCUCCCAGGGGGUUUUACUAACAAGCCACCCUUGAUCUUGGCCUUCAAACAACCUUCCAGCCUCAUAAUUUCUGAUGUGAGACUCCAGAAAUGUUUUGAAGAGAAAUCCAGCACCGAGGGAUCUCCUAAUCUCCUCCAUUUGUAGAAUUUCUAGCUCUGCAAGGCCUUAGAGCAUGUUUUCCCCAAAGAGACUUCAAGAUAAAAUAUUGGAAGAUGAUGACACUUCUAGCUUACUUGUUACAUGAGCAUUUGGCCCAGAGUCCAUUGCUGAGUCUAGGGAUGCCUUUCCUAGAGUUAGCCUGGCAAGCUUGAUGCUAGGCUAGAGGGGCUUGGGCUUUCCUUCCUCCUCUUGUGCCUACCCUAUGCCUCCAGUCCCUUGUCCAACCUGGGGAGGGCUAAGCUGCUGGCAAAUCCAUAUGAAGAGGACCUUCAUAUUGAGGCCUUGCCUUACCCUUUCAAGUUUCCCUGGAGGUAUUUCCUAGAGCCCUGGAGAUGCCUACUAUUGAGGAAGGGGCUACUCCAGGUUAAAAGGAAGAGAGGCAUUUUUCGCUACUUGCAAAUGAUGAAAUCCAUGUCAUUCUUCCAUGUCCAAUAAAUGCCAAGAAGAAAGCUGAGAAGCAUAUCAGUGGGUGUCAAAUUGUCUUUGGGAAUGACUUGCUUUGGAGAAUGCAGGAGAACUCAGUCAUGGCACCAUUUUGGAGGAUGGGGCCAACUUAGUGUGGGGCAAUGGUAUAUGCUCUGAUUGAAGAGAAGGGAGAAAGGAAUCCUUGCUCCCACCAAUUUACUGAAAGGCACAGCAGGACAUGGUGAUGGAUGGAGUGCUGCACUUAGAAACAGGAAGACCUGAAAGAUUCAAUCUCUCCUCAGGGAAUUAUUAGUUGUGUGACCCUGGUCAAGUCAACCUCCCUGAGCCACAUUUUUCUCAUCUCUAAAAUGCAGAUGAUAAUAUCACCUGUCUUGUGGACUUGCUGUGAGUCUCCAAUGAAAUCACAAUAGUAAAGCACUUGGCUAGCCUUGAAGAACUCUAUGAAUGAGAGCUAUUCCUUUUACUGCCUAGAUAUACUUCCCUUGUGUAAGAAUUGAAUUAAUAUUUCUACCCAGAUACAUAUUUUAUGAAAGUUUAUUAGAAAGGGUAGACUUUCAUAGCUUUAAAUCUCAUCAUUCCUCUAAGUAA
Molecule: messenger RNA, 10910 nt
Organism: Monodelphis domestica (gray short-tailed opossum)
Lineage: Eukaryota; Metazoa; Chordata; Mammalia; Didelphimorphia; Didelphidae
Source: RefSeq, a predicted model, not a curated record